Messenger RNA from Eruca vesicaria subsp. sativa (arugula), 1379 nucleotides. The record is from the annotation of a GenBank genome assembly. Lineage: Eukaryota; Viridiplantae; Streptophyta; Magnoliopsida; Brassicales; Brassicaceae.
GAACAGUAGUGACAGAAAGUAAGAGAGAUGAGGCUCAGUGGUUGACAAAUUAUUUUACCCUCACAGAGAAAAGAUAACAAAACAUAUUUUCUUUUCUUUCCUUCUUUCUUUUCAGUGGGUAGUUUUAAAAUAUUUGGAAACUCAGAGACUCUGUCUGAAGAAAGCUGAAGAGUUUAAAGACCUUAAACACUUUUGAUGUUUCUUUAACAAAAGAAACUGUGUGUGAGAGAGAGACUAGAGACAUGGUGGGCUCAGGAAGCUUAGGAGGAGAUAGAAGCAAAGAUGCUGUAGGAAUGAUGGCACUUCACGAAGCACUUAGAAGCGUCUGUCUUAAUUCCGACUGGAUUUACUCUGUUUUCUGGACCAUUCGUCCCCGACCGAGGGUCCGUGGUGGAAAUGGCUGCAAGAUUGGUGAUGAAAGUGGCAGCUUGAUGUUGAUGUGGGAAGAUGGUUUUUGUGGAGGUGGAGGGAGAAGUGAAGAUCUUUGUCUGGAACCAGACAUUGAAGGUGAAGAUCUUGUCAGAAAAGCAUUCAGCAAAAUGUCCAUUCAGUUAUAUAAUUAUGGAGAAGGAUUGAUGGGUAAAGUUGCUUCUGAUAAAUGUCACAAAUGGGUAUUCAAAGAACCAUCUGAAUCUGAACCCAAUCUUGCUAAUUACUGGCAGAGUUCUUUUGAUGCUCUUCCUCCAGAAUGGACCGACCAAUUUGAAUCAGGCAUCCAGACAAUUGCUGUGAUUCAAGCGGGGCAUGGUCUAUUACAGCUAGGUUCUUGCAAGAUUAUUCAAGAAGAUCUUCAUUUUGUGCUGAGGAUGAGGCAAAUGUUUGAAUCAAUCGGUUAUCGAUCCGGUUUUUACCUAUCACAGCUCUUCUCUUCAAACCAAACCGCUACAACUCCAUCUUCUUCCUCGGUUCCAAACCAGCAGCUUCAGUCUCAAGGUUUUAACUGGGGAUCACAUUCUCCAUUGUUGCCUUCCCCUAGCUUCCAAAACCAACUACCUGCAUCGACAAGAUUCGGUUUCCUUCAAGAAAGCCAUCCUCCUCCUCCUCCUGCUCAGAUGCUUCCUCAAAUGGAAGAACAAGAAGACGACAUCAAAUGGCCCAACGGUUUAUCUUUGUUCAAUGCAUUGACUGGCCGUGCAGAGGAAGCAAGUAGGCUUCUGUAUAACCAGGAGCAGAACCCGACGAACCAGAACGAGUUGUUGAGCCUUGAAAGUCAUCAUAAUCAUCCUAACAAGUUUAGAAGAAGCUAUACAUUACCAGCAAGAAUGGACUCUUCUUCAUCAUCAACCUCGCUCGAUCAGCAACCACAAGAUUUCAGGAACAACAACUCCGGAAGUAACGCAGGAAUGUUCCCUGACGUUAUGGAGACGUUCUUGAGAUGA